CUGGUUUUGAGCAACAAAGAACAAAGAGUCUCUUCAAAGACAACAAGUGAUCUACUUUUGGUCCACCAUUUUUUGUGCUUAAAUGAGGAUUUAAAUGUUCAUCUAAUGAAUUAACUUAUUUAUAAAUUAUACUAAAAAAUAAAAUUUUUGUCUUAAAAUGAAUGAGAAUGAAAAUAAUAAUAAUACUUCUGACAAAAUUACAAUAAAAGUAAGGCAUUCGGAUGAGAAUUAUCAUGAGAUUACAAUUGAUUGGGCAAAUGAAAGUUUCGAUUACAGGAAACAAUUGUUCCAUCAGUUAUCAGCAUUCACAGGCAUACCAUUCAAAUAUCAAGCGUAUGUUUUUGUAAAAGCUAAUGAAAGAAUAUCUUUCGAUUUGCACAACAUUGAAUUCUAUGAUGAACUCUCGCUUCCGGAUGAUAAAGAGCUUGCAAUGGAGCAAAUUCAGGAUGGCGCUUGUUAUUUUUUCAAAACAUAUUUAGGCCUCUUCUAUCCUAAUCUCGCAAGUAUUUUCUGUUUCUAUCAACUGAUUCAUCGUGAUCUGGUCAAUGAAAAUGACUGCAACUUCUAUUAUUGUCACUCUUUGGGUAGUCGUUUCUUCACGAAGAAAUUUUCAGAGAUAAUAAAAUCCGAACACUUGCAGACAUUUCUGGAUCGAAGACGUGAGGGACAAACAUGGGAAACUUUAACAAGAAUUAAAUUAAAUCUGAAUAUUGAACACCUUACUGGCCUAAUAUGCCGGCGAUAUUUCGAAUCUUUUGGACAAUUUGAAUUUCGGUUCUCUGAUUACUAUUUGCGUUACCGAGGUUAAUGAAGAUAUACACCUUGUAAAACUUAGAACCUAGGUUUUUGCGUU
This is a messenger RNA of Tetranychus urticae (two-spotted spider mite), 853 nucleotides long. RefSeq lists its product as uncharacterized. The record is from RefSeq and is a predicted model, not a curated record. NCBI's taxonomy places the organism in Eukaryota, Metazoa, Arthropoda, Arachnida, Trombidiformes, Tetranychidae.